UAUCUUGCAGAGACACCUGUUUGUUCCAUUUUAGCGGAGACUAAUUGUGCGUAUUUCUCGUCCAUCCACCCCGGAUCGCUGCUCAUUUUGGUGAACGAUGAUGCAAAUGUAGCGAACUUCAUCGUUUUGAGGCCCUGCCUAGUAUAGCUUUUUAAGUCGAGUACAGAGUAUACAGUAUAUAUUUAGCGAAUUGUUCUCGGUUGCAGCUCUUUGGCCACCAAGAGUACCUAGGAAGAUAGCCCGGUGUAGGACGGGAUGCAACCUAAAGCAAGUGUCUAGCGGCACACUUGAGUGUACUUUUACGAUUCUCAACUGGCAAGGUAGAAGAGAUUUUGUUGAUUUUCGCCACUCAACACAUGAAUUUUGAGAAAAUCCCUGAUCGUGGGAAAAUGUCUGCUGCUUUAGCGUGGGCAAAGGGAUUUGUGAACUGAGCUGAGAGAGCUAGCUAGUUAGUUAACUAACUAUAGCCUAACCAGCCCAUUGUCAAAAGUUUGUUGAGUGCUGCUUCCAGACGGGAGAUUCGUUCGCGCUGACCAGAGAUGAGAGGUUUAAUUGCUGUUAACUACUCCGUAAGUUACUCCGUAGGUUAAUGGUAGUUAACUAGGCAGGGCAGGAUAACGGCCAGGUUGCUUCUUGUCAUCAACCAUAACGCCAGACAACAACAGGCUGCCGUUGCAGAGGCUAGUAAGAGAGUUUCAACAGACUUUCAGGGCUUGGAGCUCCUACAACGUAGUAACUAGUUCGUUGAACCCUGGCCUUGUUUCUUGUCGGUGGCGGGCCAAGCGAUGAGGGCAUAGUAAUAGUUAUCCAGGAUGUCAACCUUGCUGCAUUGGGACUGAGCACCCCUCCGCGGCUUCAUCUCCGUCUUCUUCCUCUUCCCCUUCCCCCUCCCCCUCCCUCCCCCCAACCUGUCACCUUCGCUCUUCAGUUCCUCUUCUGCUGGCUAUUGUUCUUGAUCAUCCAUCCCGUUCUCAAUGAUGCUGUGACCACACGAAGAUUGAGGUGACUGACUGGCUUUGUACUGCUCGCGAUCGCACGGCAAGCUUUAGUGCAACUGAACCCCGCCUCGAGUGUACUCCAGCUCCAUAUUCCCCGCAGCCAACGUUCGUUGCGCAUAUAUACAAAGUUCAUUUCAUACGUCUUGUGCUUUAUUUGGUGCCUAUACCCUAUAUUACUCCAUUUCACCCUUUUAUCCUCAUCUUUUUUGGCUGGACCGUCGGGUAUGUACAUGUACAAUCAUGUCCGACCACAAUAGUCCCGAUAUGCCCAAACGGGACAUCAAGAAUCAUGUGCUGUUUGAAAUUGCAACUGAGGUCGCCAAUCGAGUUGGUGGAAUAUACUCUGUCCUCAAGUCCAAGGCGCCGGUUACUACAGCAGAGUAUGGCCAAAGAUACACGCUCAUCGGCCCUCUGAAUCGUGCAUCGGCUGUCGUCGAAGUCGAAGAACUUACGCCCUCCGACCCCCAUCUUAUCGAAACUAUGACCUCGAUGAAGGAGCGGGGGAUUGAUAUGAUGUAUGGACGGUGGCUUAUUGAGGGUGCGCCAAGGGUGCUUCUGAUCGAUACGGGUGCGGGAUACAAAUAUCUGGACGAGUGGAAGGGUGAUCUUUGGAAUGUGGCGGCCAUCCCUUCUCCGGCAGAGGAUAGUGAAACGAACGAAGCUAUCGUGUUUGGCUAUUUGGUCGCUUGGUUCCUUGGUGAAUAUAUUUCAAGAGACAGAAGGAGGGCAGUUGUCGCGCAUUUUCACGAAUGGCUAGCUGGCGUUGCCCUCCCCUUGACCAAGAAACGACAUAUGGACGUCACAACAAUUUUCACCACCCAUGCAACCCUGCUAGGCAGAUAUUUAUGCGCUGGAUCUGUCGACUUUUACAACAAUUUGCAAUUCUUCGACGUUGAUGCGGAAGCAGGCAAAAGAGGUAUAUACCACCGAUACUGCAUCGAGCGUGCUGCGGCGCAUUCGGCAGAUGUUUUUACUACGGUGUCGCACAUCACAGCGUUCGAGAGCGAGCAUCUGCUGAAACGCAAGCCGGAUGGCGUCUUGCCGAAUGGGCUCAACGUGAAGAAGUUUUCUGCGGUCCACGAGUUCCAGAAUCUUCAUUCCAAUUCCAAAGAUAAGAUUAACGACUUCGUCCGUGGCCAUUUCUACGGACAUAACGAUUUUGAUCUUGACAAUACACUAUACUUCUUCACCGCAGGCCGUUAUGAAUAUCGGAACAAGGGGGUAGAUAUGUUUAUCGAAUCCCUUGCCAGGCUAAAUCAUCGACUGAAAACAGCAGGAUCCAAUGUAACGGUGGUAGCAUUCAUUAUCAUGCCUGCGCAGACAUCGUCGCUCACGGUUGAGGCCCUGAAGGGACAAGCGGUUGUGAAAUCGCUUCGCGAUACAUUAGAGAUGGUCGAGAAGGGGAUUGGAAGGCGACUAUUCGAGCGCUGCCUCAGCUGGAAGGAAGGGGAUAAUAUGCCCGAUGAGAAAGAUUUAAUAACCAACCAGGACCGAGUGCUUUUGCGCCGUCGAUUGUUCGCAAUGAAGCGGCAUCAACUCCCCCCCAUCGUGACGCAUAACAUGGUUAACGAUGCCGAUGACCCUGUGCUAAACCAGCUGCGUCGCGUUCAACUCUUCAAUCAUUCUUCUGACCGUGUCAAAGUUGUGUUCCACCCCGAAUUCCUCAAUUCUUCCAAUCCGGUCUUGCCUCUUGACUAUGACGAUUUUGUCCGCGGUACGAAUCUAGGCGUUUUCCCGUCAUACUAUGAACCUUGGGGUUAUACACCUGCAGAAUGCACAGUUAUGGGGAUUCCCAGCAUAACCACCAACCUGUCCGGAUUCGGAUGCUACAUGGAGGAAUUAAUAGAGAACUCUUCGGAUUACGGUAUCUAUAUCGUCGACCGCCGCAUGAAGGGUGUAGAUGAUUCUGUCAAUCAACUUACGAACUAUAUGUUUGAAUUCGCGUCCAAGAGUCGUAGACAACGCAUCAACCAGCGGAACAGGACGGAGCGACUAAGUGAUCUUCUGGACUGGAAGCGUAUGGGUAUGGAGUAUGUUAAGGCUCGACAGCUGGCGCUUCGAAGAGCAUAUCCAACUUCUUUUGAUCCCUCAGAAGAUUUCAGUGAUAUAAUUGGAGGCACUGAACAGAAGAUUUCCCGCCCGUUUUCAGUACCCGGUUCCCCAAGAAGCCGGACGGGGAUGAUGACGCCUGGCGACUUUGCUUCCCUGCAGGAGGGCCGUGAAGGCCUCAGUACCGAGGACUAUAUCGCCUGGAAGUUACCUGAGGAAGAAGACGCAGAAGAUUACCCAUUCCCACUUGCCUUGCGGAAGAAGGGCGCACCUGUCGAGCAACCACACUCGCCGGACAGGGAGGUAGCUACUAACGGCGACGUUUAAAGAUUACGACAAGACGAAUGACUGUGACGAUGAAGACUGAUUUAACUCAGAUAUAUCUUUAUUUAACCUCACUCUGUUCUUUUUCUUUUUUGUUGUUGUUGUUGUUGUUGUUUGUUUUAGUUUUUCAUUUUCAUUUUUUGAAACUUGAUUUUGGAUGUAUCUCUCGUGAAAGGAGUCGUUGAUAUCAUAUGCUUCUCGUUCACCUUCCGUUUCUUGCCUCUUUCCUUCAAUUUUUGUACUUGUGUAUAUGCUAUCCUAUAUUAUAUCUAUUUAGUUAUGUGUGUUCGUUACUAUAUAUACGAAUGCAUGUGUAUAUUUGCGAUGUCAGUUGCAAUCCUACUAUUUCCCCCUUCCUUGUUGUUCUUGCCUUUUUGUCAGCUUCUUUUAGCUUUUAUUUCUGGCUCCAAUUCGUCUAGAAGCGAAGACAUUUUUACCAUAUCCGCAUCGCAUGUCCGCCAAACAACCUGAUUUUUUCUUGCCUGUCUACAUCGCUGAUGAUCUGUGUCUUAGUUUUUUCUUCUUAUUUCACCUUGCAUAAUACCGAUAGUGGUAUAGAAUCUCAGUUUCGUCACCAUGCGCUAAAUCAUAUAUUCAAUUACUUACAGCUGGAUAUUGAAAUAGGGCACUCAAUCGUGGAUUAAGAGAGGGGCGCUGGUGAAGACUACGUGGGACGAAACAGGAAGAGACAGAUUAAACAGAAAUUCCUGGUGAGCUACGUGUAUGAAUGUAUAGUACAUCGUUCAGCAGAAGGGACUUAUUCAAACUAUGAAGCAACCCGAUUUCAUCGACUUGUCUCCGUCUCCGCCAGAAACUUCAUUUAAAAAUCAGCAAGCGAAAAAUUUUCUCCAAGAUCCCUCUUCCCAAAAGUCGACACAGCCCAAUAAUAAAUAUCAGCAAUAUCCUUGCAAUUCUCCUCCUUCUCCUUGUUCUUCUCCUUCGCACACUCUUUAUACAAAUCACUGCGGAACAACUUAUCAAUCUUCUUCUUGUUGGCCUUCGAGAAGCGGCCUUGGGCCUUGUAGUUGCGAUAGCCGAAAUCGUGCCUGUAGCAGCUGGGGAGGAAGUUGAAGCCCGGCUUAUCUGGGGACUUGGAGCAGCCGUCUGAGCGCCAGUUUAGCGAGGAGGGCCUCUUCUUGUUGCGUGCUGCUGUGAAUUGGGCCAUAGUUGAGGAGAAGAGGAGUCGGUCUGUGGCUUGCCGGGGGGUUUCUGCUCUCGCGGUGAGGAUUGAAAGAUCACCACCCGCGGGAGCCGCCGCAGUGGGGGCGGAGAGUGUGAAGGCGCCCAUUGAGCAGAGGGUGAGGAGGAAUGUGGUCUUCAUAGUUGGUAUGUCCCUUCUAUACAAAUCGGGGAAUAUGUGCGAAAAGUGGGAAUCCGCGUGUAUCAAAAAGUCAAUAUAGAUAGUUAUAUCGGUAUGUAUACCUGGCAGACGGCACGAAAAGAUACAUAUUUUCUCGUGAGGACCAGGCGAAGCAGGCCCUUAUUAAAUAACUCUCUGCCACUUGGUGCCUCGUCUUCAGCACCCUCCGUCCUCCUAUCAGCUGGGAUUCACGAGUUUCGCAAAAACCAGGCAUGCUGAUCAGUGAUCAGUGACUGGCUUGGACACCAGGCCCAGCAAACGCCCCAUGCGGGUCAUGCCACUUAAUCUGCCAUUUUGCGGUGGGAUCUUCAGAUCGUGUUGUCUCUUGACGAUUCGUCCGCAGUUGCCAGUUGCGCAGCAUGGAAUGGAUGGAACAUCCUAGUUUAGUGAGGGGGAGUGCGGGAGGAGUUCGUGAUUCUUGAUUCUCCCUCCGCAGCAAGCCAGCGAAAUAUGGUGUUAUGAUUGGAACAAGUCCUCAAGUUCCCCUCUCGUGUUUGGCCUGCAGAUUGCGAAAAGCAGACAGGGCUCAGGCACGCUAAAGCUUAGUUAAUUGGUUUAGGGCGGUUUCAUAAUUUAUGCUUACUUUCCCGGCAUUUUCGAGAGGAAUCAGAAGAUUGUGAUUCUGGAUUCUAAGAGCAGAAAGAAGCGCUCUGAUACACCACUCAGGCACGUUAUUUAGCUAAUACUACUCUUUUCACCCUAGAUAGAGGGCAUAAUCUCAUGCAACGCUACCAUUUCUGAGGCGGGAAAAAAGGAAAACAACGGUUCGAUGGAACAUGCUCCACCCACUCCUCUGGCUCAGCCAAAAAGUCAUCUCCCCCAAACAUCGCGGACGGAAUACAAUGCUGCCGCUAACAAUCUUUCGCUCCAUGAAGAGAGCUACAAGAUACAUAUCCAAACAGGCAGCCAGAUGGUUUCCUCAGCAGGUUCUUUCCACUCACUCCUACGAUGCCCGUGGUCCAGCAAGCAUGUUGUUCGCACGACUUGUGUACUAACUGAAAAUGGGUUAUGGCCCAUGAUGAUGGUACCUCAUCGACAAUGAAUUGACCCGAUGGGCAUACAUACCUUCAUUCUCUUUUCCUUGAGAUAUCUGACCUCCAGUCCAGUUCACUUCUGAAAUAGCCAAUGCGUGCCAAUAUUUCACAUGUUCCCGGCACCGCCCUCACUGAUAAUGAGGCCACAGCUCUGCAACUAGCACAAAUGGCUAGAAACUCACUCGAACUACCCGCUAUUGGCAGGUUUGUGUCCCAAGUAUUGAGUACCUAAGUAGCAGGGCUCCCAUUUGCUCUUCGAGCUGCAGCUUGCUUUGAUAUCGAUUGAGCCAGCCUUUGGGCGCAUCCGUAUAGCACUUACAUCCGUACCAAGCAGGCAGUCAGCGUAUCUCCAUAGAUACUCCUUCUUGCACACAAAUAUACCUUAAAGCUCUAUUAUGUACUGCUUAGUCUGAGGGUUUUCGCAAACAUAUAAUUUCAAAUCCAAUUUCGGCCUUUGCCCGCCCAUUUUCUAUCCAGGGGGGAAGAUAUAGACGUUGCAUUUAUCAUCUGCCUAGAAGCGGUUAGUUACACCGAUGACUGAAGAUUUCAUCACCUCAUGUGUCACAAACGUUCCACUUCUCGUUGAGAAUCGAUCCCUUGCAUCGAUCCGCAGAUCAAGAACGGGGGAGGUUGGUACGAAUAUUGAGUUAGCGCACCUUUAUAUUUUAGGAAAAGCAAGAACAAACGGCCUUCCAAAAAUGAUGUCCCGUAUCCGGGGCAUCUGAUUGGAUUCCACUUCGUAUACUCCGUUCCCACCUGUCAAAAAGCGGCUGUGCUACGGCUCAACGGCGGUUUUCUCGAAACCACCUCGUAUUUCGCUGAGUUACACUUGCACAACGUAGGCCCGAGUUCUGGCUGGGUGCGCAAUCCUGUCCGCAUUAGUGAGGUAUUUGUUUCAGGCGAGUUCAUUGGUUUGUCAAGUUUUUUGUUUCAGGAACAAGGAGCUGAUCUCGAGUCAGAAUCAUGUGGCGUUUGUGAGAGGGGAGUGCGGGGGAUUUUUAUUUUAUUUUCUGCAGGGCGAUGGGCGGAGAUUGCGCGUUAUUAGCUUAACUGCUACUGCCCGAGCAAAGGGUUAUAGCAAAGAUGGUGGAUAUCUGAACAACCGAGGAUCAAGAAAAGAGUUGGCGCUAGGGCGGCAUAACAUUGGAAUCUUUGUUCUAAGCUUUUCGCUCUGAUUGAGCGUGUGAACAAUGCCAACACAAUAAUCGGAAGUCAAAAUGCGGGCUGGGAAUUGUCAACAGAAGGACAAAGCAAUGGCCCCUGUCUAACUAAAAGAAAAACAAAUCUAUUUGUCACGCUUAUAGAUUUUGGCAAGGAAAGAUUCGAAAACAGCCUUCUUCAGACCCUCUGAUUCGUCAAGCUUCGCGAUCAUGCCCCGGAUCUUGCCAACCUGUUCCUCCUCGAAGUCACGAUAGACUUGCUGCAGGUUAAGCUCGUUGAAAACAAUUUUAACCUUAGCCUCCAUGGCCGCGUCCUUUCGACCAUACGACUCGUCGAGAACUUUACGCUGCUCCGCAGAGCACCGCUUCAAGGCCUGGUUGACCACCCAGGAGCACUUGUUAUCCUGGAUAUCAGUGCCAAUCUUGCCGAUCUGCUCCGGUUUGCCGAACACGUCCAGAUAAUCGUCCUGGGCCUGGAAGUACUGGCCAAGCGGGAUAAGGAUAUCGUGCGCCUGGCGCAAAUUGGACGGUGUUGCGAGCUGGAGGUAGUGUAGCGCAAGCACAACGGGCAGGUAGAAGCUAUAGUACGCGGUCUUGUAGAUGACGAUAAAGUUGAAUUUAUCCAUACUGAAGUUGUUGAGGUCCACAUUGUAUUCAGGGGCGGUGAGCAGGUCGCAGAGCUGGCCCAGCUCGGUUUGGAAGGUGACUUCGUGGAAUAGUUCCAGGAAGUCAACGUAUGCGGGGUGCGAGCGGAAGUGCUUCUUGAGGAGGACAUAGAUGGCGGCUUCGAGCAUGAAAGCGUCGUUGAUGGCGAUCAUGCCGACGUUUGGGCGGCGGUACCAGCAUGGCUCACCGCGUCGGGUGAUAGAGCUGUCCAUCAUAUCGUCGGAAACGAGGAAGAAGGCCUGGAGAAACUCUGUCAUCCAGCCAAGGGUGCAGAGAUGCUUGAAUUGUUCAUCGUUCAGGGGUUUUUCGAGCAGAGCGAGGCCAGUAUCUGGAACGGAGAGGCCGCGAUUCAGUUUCCCGCCAGGGGUAUUCGCAUUCAUAGACUAUUUUUUUUUAGUGUUGGGUAGAAUGGUUAGUGAGCAUUUCAAAGCUAGUAACAUAUAAGAAAAAGAAAAAAAAAAAGGGUCGAAAUACAAACGUUUUCAAACCAUUCCCGAGCAAUAGAGGGAAGUCC
Messenger RNA from Blastomyces gilchristii SLH14081, 8105 nucleotides. Its product is annotated as glycogen [starch] synthase. The record is from RefSeq and is a predicted model, not a curated record. The transcript has 8 exons. NCBI's taxonomy places the organism in Eukaryota, Fungi, Ascomycota, Eurotiomycetes, Onygenales, Ajellomycetaceae. The coding region runs from base 1239 to 3374 and encodes 711 amino acids. Gene Ontology annotation, biological process: glycogen biosynthetic process. Gene Ontology annotation, molecular function: alpha-1,4-glucan glucosyltransferase (UDP-glucose donor) activity. Gene Ontology annotation, cellular component: cytoplasm.